CAUACUCAACAAACUCACGCCUGAGAAGUUUGACAAGCUAUGCCUUGAGCUCCUGAACGUGGGCGUAGAUUCAAAACUCGUCCUUAAAGGAAUCAUCUUGCUGAUUGUAGACAAAGCCCUAGAAGAGCCGAAAUAUAGCUCACUUCUAUGCUCAGCUAUGUCUGCGCUUGGCAGAGGACGCACCAAACUUUGAUGGCCCUUCAUCUGAGAUCCAAACAUCCAAAAGCAGAGCACAACCUUCAGAAGACUGCUGAUUUCCAAGCUUCAAGAUGAAUUUGAAAACCGCACCAGAAAUGUUGAAAUCUAUGACAAACAUGACAACCCUCUUACUUCUGAGGAGGAAGAGCAGCGUGCCAUUGCCAAGAUCAAGAUGCUUGGCAACAUUAAAUUCAUCGGGGACUUGGCAAAACUCGACCUCAUCCAUGAAUCUAUCCUUCAUAAGUGCAUCAAAACACUUCUGGAAAAGAAGAAGAGAGUCCAGCUCAAGGAUAUGGGGGAGGAUCUGGAGUGCCUCUGUCAGAUAAUGAGAACAGUGGGGGCCGAGACUCGACCAUGAGAAAGCAAAGUCUUAAUGGAUCAGUACUUUGGCCGUAUGCGAUCCUUAAUGAACAACAAGGAGUUGCCCGCUAGGAUCCGCUUCCUGCUCCAAGACCAGUGGAACUGCGAGAAAAACUGGGUCCCCCGCAAGGCUUUCAUCGACAACGGACCAAAGACGAUUAACCAGAUCCGUCAGGAUGCAGUGAAAGUGAGAUUGGGUGUUUUCAUCCCAGCACCCAUGUCUCAGGGGAUGAGGAUGGAUUUCUUCCUGGAAAGCCCCUUCAUGCCCAACAGAAUGAAGCUGGACAGGGAGACUCUCGGGGGAUUGGCUGACAUGUUUGGACAGAUGCCAGGCAGUGGGAUUGGAACUGGCCCGGGGGUUAUUCAGGAUCGGUACUCACCCACUAUGGGACGCCAUCGCACCAACCCUCUCUUCAACGGCCACAGUGGCCACAUCGCCCCUCCACCUCAGUCACAGUUUGACAUGGGGCCCAAGUCUUUUGUUAAGUCCAACCAGGUUCAGAACCAGCAUUUCCUCAACCAGAACCAGAACCACAUCGCCCAGCAGCAGGUCCAGUCCAAGGACAUGCCUCCACGAUUCAGCAAGAAAGGACAGCUCAAUGCAGAUGAGAUCAGCCUCAGGCCUGCUCAGUCAUUCCUCCUCAACAAGAACCAGGUGCCCAAGCUCCAACCCCAGAUUCCUACCAUGAUGCCCCCCAGUGCCCAACCCCCACGCACCCAGACCCCUCCUCUGGGGCAGCCCCCACAGCUUGGCCUGAAGACCAACCCUCCGCCCAUCCAGGAGAAGCCUCAGAAGACGAACAAGAAACCACCUCCUGCCAAGGAGGAGCUGCUUAAGAUGACUGAGGCGAUCAUGACUGACUACUUGAACAGUAAGAACCUGACUGAGGCUGUGAGUGGUGUGCGUGACAUGAAGGCUCCCAAACUUUCCUGCCAGAGAUGCCUCAGUAAGAUCAUCGUGUGCUCCCUGGACCGUCCGGAUGAGGACAAGGAGCACGCCAGCACACUGAUCCACACGCUUCGCACUGAAGGCCUCAUCACUGGAGAGAACUUCAUGCAGGCUUUCCUUAACGUCCUGGACCAGUGCCCUAAGAUCGAGGUGGACGUCCCCUUAGUGAAGUCCUACCUAGCCCAGUUUGCGGCACGGGCCAUCAUCGCAGAGCUGGUGAGCGUGGCGGAGCUGGCUCACCCCCUGGAGAACGGCACCCACUUUCCCUUGUUCCUGCUCUGCCUGCAACAGGCGGCCAAACUGAAGGACCGAGAGUGGCUCACAGACCUGUUCCAGCAGAGCAAGGUCAACAUGCAGAAGAUGCUCCCAGAAAUCGACCAGAACAAGGACCGCAUGCUGGAGAUCCUAGAGGGGAAGGGCCUGAGCUUCCUGUUCCCGCUGCUGAAGCUGGAGAAGGAGCUGCUGAAGCAGAUUAAACAGAACCCCUCUCCACAGUCCAUCUACAAGUGGAUUAAAGACAACAUCUCGCCCAAGCUUCACACUGACAAAGGAUUUGUCAACAUCCUCAUGACCAGUUUCCUUCAGUACAUCUCCCAGGAGCUGUGUAUGGCGGAGGGUGACGAUCAGUUGGCGGCGCCACCCAAAGAGCAGCUGGAGCAGGAGAAACAGCUGCUGCUGGCCUUCAAGCCCGUCAUGCAGAAGUUUCUGCACGACCAUACUGAGCUGCAGGUCAGCGCCCUGUACGCCCUGCAGGUGCACUGCAAUGCCAGCAGCUUCCCUAAAGGCAUGCUGCUGCGCUACUUUGUCAACUUCUACGACAUGGAGAUCAUCGAAGAAGAAGCCUUCCUUGCAUGGAAAGAAGACAUUACCCAAGAAUUCCCUGAAGGAAAAGCAUUAUUCCAGGUCAACCAGUGGCUCACCUGGCUGGAAACCGCCGAGGAAGAGGAGUCUGAGGACGAAGCAGAUUGAGAUAAAAACCAAGCAGAAGUGUCAUGAUGUAGAAGAUCAACCGUAUCUUAUUACACUCGCCUUUCCUUUGAUUAAACUCCGUGCUUCAUUAACCCACUACACGUGGCACUCGGCUGCUUCUGUCUCGCAAAAAAAAAA
Sphaeramia orbicularis (orbiculate cardinalfish) is the source of this 2614-nucleotide messenger RNA. RefSeq names its product eukaryotic translation initiation factor 4, gamma 2b (gene eif4g2b). The record is from RefSeq and is a predicted model, not a curated record. Gene Ontology annotation, molecular function: protein binding; translation initiation factor activity; mRNA binding. NCBI's taxonomy places the organism in Eukaryota, Metazoa, Chordata, Actinopteri, Kurtiformes, Apogonidae. Gene Ontology annotation, cellular component: eukaryotic translation initiation factor 4F complex.